Mucor velutinosus is the source of this 1365-nucleotide messenger RNA. RefSeq names its product T-complex protein 1 subunit beta (gene CCT2). The transcript has 9 exons. Lineage: Eukaryota; Fungi; Mucoromycota; Mucoromycetes; Mucorales; Mucoraceae. Bases 1 to 1365 code for a protein of 454 amino acids. The record is from RefSeq and is a predicted model, not a curated record.
AUGAGUGAUUCAGAAACUAUAGAUGAAACUAUUACUACGCUUAGAUAUGUCUCUGAAUCAAGACAGCUUCUGCUUGCAAGAAUAGACCAAGAUACGUUGCAAAGAAGCUUAAAGCGCUUUGAAAAAGACGACCAACAGACAAGACAUUCGAAGCGAUUGCGUUCAUAUACUACACAGACUCAGACCUUCAAAUCAAAGAGCACACUCAUGUUCAAGAACAUGGAAGGUAGUUUGGGCUCCAACGUCAAGGCCUAUGGUGCGAGCAUUCAACCAAUUACAAGAAAACAACGAUAUUUUCACUACACAUGCAUGAAUUCUGUCAUUGACAUCUCUACAUACUGUCGCCUUUCAUUUUUAAGAUCCAUCCCAAAGCAAACAAGAACAGCCAUAGUCAAGCGUUUGUCUUUGUUAACGUCAAUACAAUGCCUUGAUCAUAACUUGCCUUGCCAGGCAGUACUGAAGCAGGUGAAUAACAAAGAUUCGUUAAAGAAAGCAGUUGCUACCGUCAAAAAUUACAAACCUGCCAGUGAAAUGGAAGAAAGUGUUCAAGAAAUUUACUUGCACAUCCUCAAACAGCACAACAAGAAGCCCUUUAUGUUCCACAAAGACAGAAUUGAUUUGUAUUCAGAAGCAGAUUAUGUGGUCAAAUUCUGGUCUCCAGUGAUUGAGUCGUUCUUUGGCUCUAAUGAGAAGCUUUUUAUACAUUGGGGCGAUACAACUUCCGAUGCGUGUCGUGAUAAUAAGUUGGCCAUUAAGCUGGAUAUGAGAAUGAUGCUGAUGAAGCACGCCAAGUACGUGAUUGAUGGAGCUACUGGUGAAUACGCCAAAAAGCCCUUUUCAUCGAAAUACUUCAAAGACAGACUCAAGCUGGUUCUGGCAUCCAAGAUUUAUAUGAAUAAGCUGAUCUCCUCGUGCAAGCACAUUGAUGAUGCUGAUAUACUCAAUUUCGAAAUUCCUUUUUUACAAAUUAUGGGGUUCGAGGCCCAACUUUCCCUUCUGACCAUUCAGGAUAAGGAACUAUACGUUGUUGAAGACUUGCAAAAGUUCUACUUUCCUACCACAAAGAAGAUGAUUCGUCUUGGAGCCAUCAAUGAUCUCGUCAGGGCUUUUUCUCUGCUAAAGAGCUUGCUGGACGAUCUUCAGGAAACUAUUGAGGAAGGUCACUUAGACACCAAUACAGAUAAGCUUGCUCAUAUACAAGAAGAGAGCAGACCACCUCGCAGCAAAAAGGCUUCAGUGUGGACAAGUGAGGUCGCUUGUCCUGUAGAGAGCGAUGACGGCGAUGAGGAAGAAGAUGAGGAGGAUGAAGAGAACGACGAUGAAGACGAUGAAGACGACCAAAAUGACGAGGACGAAGACGACUAA